Messenger RNA from Pocillopora meandrina, 40618 nucleotides. The record is from the annotation of a GenBank genome assembly. Lineage: Eukaryota; Metazoa; Cnidaria; Anthozoa; Scleractinia; Pocilloporidae.
AUGCUUCAAGGAAAGAUGGCAGAUGGGAUAGCGGUGAAUUUCUAGAGAUUCGAGUUAACUCUCUGGCGCAUAUCUACCAUACUCAUGCAUUUCCUUCAAGUGUGCUAAUUCAAGAGGCACAAGUCAGACCAGGUAUGUUCAUGAAGUGAAACAGCAUGUAUCAAAAGGCGUUUUUUAAGCAUGCAGACUACGUGACAAUUUACCCUUGACGUGCGCGUUUGCUUUUAGCAACCGGUUCCUGUAGUGAUGUAUCAGUUCGCAAAGUAUUGCACAACUCGAUGAAAUCUACUACAUAACUACAGAUUCAUUCAUAGCCCCGUGUAUCAUUUUCAAAACGACCAGAAAUUCUGGGAGUUACGUCUGCAUGGUUUUAGUUUUGCCACGUAGUGGAUCAGCUGAUACAUGCAUUUCCAUGUUCGUGGAUUGUGUGACGAUUGCAUGAGAAAAUUAUGGUUUUCUUGUGCAAGUUCUAACGCAUUAAAACCAAAAUUAAGAAGACACCUGUGAGAAUAUUGCGUCGCUAGGUCUUCUGUUGCUAAGAGGAACUCAGAGUCCUGCGUUUAGUAAUUGGGCAUUGUAUUUAUCCACUGUGAGAAGAAUUAACGCUAAGACUUGAUGGUCUUUAGAGAUUAUAGAAGACCCUCGUUACUUCAAUUAUUUUCUAAAUUUUGUUACUUUAUGUUACUAUACUGUGUAAGUUUUGGUAUUCUUUUAAUCUGUGAUAGGUAGGAAACUUUCCAAGAAAGGUUAGGAAAAUGGUUAAACAACUUUUAUUUCUAAGGAAUCACCUGAAUUGGUACCAUACCAGCAGAGUGUCAAUAAAACCUCUUAAUUUUUUUGGGUUUAAACCAAUCAUGACCAACUUGUGCCACUUUAGUCCCACAGCCAAUAUUACAUCACAGCAAAAAUGAAUUGGACCUAGAACACUUGCUAGACAGAAACUGUUCACUUGACUCUGAUGAUAACUCCUGCUCAGGUUGUCAAAAUAUCAAUCACCACUACCGACAACAGUCCUUCUCAGGACUACACUCACCUGGACGAUCAGACUGUAAUAUCAUAUAUUACCUCUGGGUUCAAACCACUUAUUGAUCUUGCUAUGUUAAAUGAAAAAAACUUUCUCUUUCCCUCAAUUAGGGCUUUUAUGAAUAAUUUAGUAUCAAGAGUGAUGUUAAGUAACAGGAGAAUGUUCUCUGUCUGACUACAAAAUGACACAAGCCAACAAAAUUUGGCUGCAGAAUUCUGAGAAGUAGAGGAUAACUCUCUGAUCUCUUUUAUCAGGCUAUUAAUGUUGGUGCUCAUCACUUUUGGGUUCAUAGCUGUGUAGACUACUCUUCACACUGGUUUGGAUCAGUGUUAUAAUAGGAAGGUAUACUUAACAUGAUAAAAGCACCUAGAAGGUAUACACAGGACUAUAUUGACCUGCUCGAGGGAUUGGUUUGUCAAAGGUAACAUGUAAAGUAAGUUAAAAAUAUUUUUCUUUCUUCUUUUUGGAAGGUGUAUUCUCAGCAUAGUUUUUUGAUCCUCUAAAAAUGGCCACCACCCUGGAUAUUGAAAUAUUUAAGGUUUGUAUCAUCAUAUAUACAUUCAUGUAUUGAAUGCUUUAAAUAUCUUUAAGAGAGGUUAGCUGCUUAACCCUUUAACACCCAAAUCAAAUUUGUUAUUCUCCUUACUGUCAAUCAUACAAUUCUUACAAUGUUAUUUCAAAGAAUUUAGUAUUGUAUCAACUAAUUAUCCCCAAAUUAGUAUUUUUCUUUAUUCUUAUCACAUAUCUGGUUGUUAUUGUAUUGGUAUUGUAAGGAGAAAUUCUGUCUUGGUCACUCAUGGGAGUUAAAGAGUUAAAGAGGUUUAUGUGAUAGCUGACUGGAGCUAAAAAUGUAUGUGCCUGUUCAGAUUACUUGCUGGUCUUGUUCUCAAAUACAGCUGUACCAGACCUCUAUAUUUUAAAAAAAGAAAACAUUUUAUUUCAUUUUCCUCUGUGUGGUAACUUAAUUGAAGAACCAAUUCAGAUAUCAUGGUGCCUGUGAUAACUGUGCCUUGUAGAGCAACCAUGACUGAAAUGAUAUUUGAAAGACUGAAAAAUUCUACAGUGUGUGAAUACUAUGGUUCAUUCUUUUAAUGGUUUAAAAGUUUUCAAACCAUUGUGAUUUUUAUGAUAAGGGAUGCAAGGCUGGAAUAUCAAACUUGUUUGAGAAAUUCAAAACCAACAAAAAAUAGCUAUGGUAAGAAGAGUUCAUUGCAGGUAAAUUUCAGGUAAAGAGAUUUUGAAAACAGCAUGCUUAACAAAAUUUAGGGUUUGAUUGGGUUGUAAACCAUUCCUCUAUGAGAGUAGUUGGGAGCCUCUACCAACUGAUGUACCAAGCCACAAGUUGUGAGCAUCAUGGAAAUUUGAUCUUUUGUAACACAGGUAAUCAACGCAGGGAAUUUCUGGGCUCACCCUGUUGCUGGUUCUAGCAGCGAAUUCCAAGACUUUAUGGGAAAACUGAAUGAUCAUUUUAGAAAGGAUACAAACUCACAAGCUAAUAAUCAGGUGGAGAAGGGUCAGGUAAGUGUGUAUAAAUUGAUGUAUUAUUCAUUGAUGGCUGUCAUGUAAGUUACGGUAUAAUCUGAAAAACAUGUCCCUCUUUUAUAUGUUGCAAAUAAUGAAUGCUUAAAUUGGUUACAUGUACAAUGGAUGUAGUUCAAUGUAAAAUUUCCCUAAGGUAUCCUCUGAAGAUUUUAGGUUAAUUGAUAAACUAAACAUCUUGGGUCUUGAAUUUUAUGAAAAAUUAGCUUGGUUUGUCUGUUGAGAUGAUUAUAAAUCUGAAAUUCAAAGACAACAUUGAAGAACACUCUGAACUAUUAAAAAUGUUCUGAUUAAUGUUUCUCAGUCCAAGAUGUAGAGAAUGAUUAUGCUGAGAUUUUGGUCAUUUUGUGAAUCAUACUGUAAGUGUAGUGACUUGAGAUGUCUUGAAAGGAUUUCAAAAUGUACUUAACUUACGCUCAUGCAAGUGCAAUAAAUUUCAAAACAUCUGCCAUAAUGAUUAUAUUUCCACAAAUCUCAUGCCUUGUGAAUUAUGUUUCUGAACCUAUUUUUUGAUGUACAGAAUGUUGAUGUCUUUCAGCUGGUAAACACUUCGUAAAUGUGCUCAGUUUGUCUUUCUUGCUCAAAUUGUCAUUGGUAGAAGAGUUGUAAACUACUCUCUCUUGCUGUUCAUGUCACAUUGCAGAUGUGUGUGGUAAGACGGACCUCAGAUAACUGCUGGUAUAGGGCAAGAGUUCAAACUGUAUUACAAACACUGACUGGACCGCAAGCAAGGUAAAUUGUUAUUUAACCCUUUAACUCAGAAGAGUGACUAGCAUCUAAUAUUACCCCUGAAUCACACAUUUAAGUCACAAAAAUAAAGAAAAUGAUCGCCAGCCAAAGAAGCUAUUGAUUGUUAAAAAAAUUCUCCUUGUCAACACUUUAGGAAAUUUAUAAAACACUGUAGGGAGAAUAUGUAAACUGAUGUUUGGGUGUAAGGGGUUGAUGAUUAUUGGACGAGCUUAGGCUUGAUGGUGAGAAUUAUCAAGGCAGAGGUUUGUGUUAUCUGCCAAGGCUUACAGUUGAACUCAACCUAAACCUCAAAUGAAAAGGUGGAAACUGUGAAAUGUUGUGUUGGAAAAGUGAGUGUUUUCCUUGUAUUUUAUUUGACUAUGUCCCAUAAAAAAUUAGAGUGCUAUGAUUUUUGUUAUCACAGUGUUUUUCUUGUGGAUAUGGCAGAGAGUACCUUGGUUCCUUGUUGCAGGUAAGAAAGGUUAUUGAAAAGAAUACAAUUCAAUUAUGGGAUUCUCAUUUUUAUGAAGAAUUGUUUCUGUUAUUCAUUCACUCUUAAAACUAGCUCUAUUUUCUCCUCUGUCAUUUAUUUGUCACUAAUUUCUAACUUUAAACUGUGGUUUUGUUGUAUGCUAGAGGGAUAUGAAUACCCUGUAGUUUCCUCAUAAUUUAUAGCAGUGCGUGUAGGCUUCAAAUUGUCAUAUUUAAAAAUAAAGCUGUUCAAAAUGCUAUUUAGUUUUUGCAUCCAUGGUUUCAAGAGAUGUUCUGUCAAUGAUUACAUUGUUCACUUCUGCAGGAUUAGGGAAAUACCAGAGCUAUUUCAGAACAUCCCAUUUCAGGCCAUGGAAUGUUUGUUAGUUGGUGUUCAACCACUUGGUCUUGUUACAUCCUACUUUGAUCUGACUACCUCGAAACAGUAUGUUGCUAGUGAAAAUUGUUGUUACAUUUAUUUAACUCUGUAACUCCCUUGAGUGACCAAAACAGAAUUUCUCCUUACAAUGUCAAUACAAUAUCAAGCUGACAAGCUAUGAGAAUAAAGAACAAUAUCAAUUAGGGGAUUAUUAGUUGAUCCAGUACCAAAUUCUCUGAACUAACAUCACAAGAAUUAUAUGGCAGAUAGUAAGGAGAAUUACGAAUGAGAUCUUAGUAGUUAAGGGUUAACUGAGAUUCUCUCUAUAUUUAUUUAUCAACAAUGUUGAACAAGCCUGGCUUGGUUCAGCUGCAAGCAGGCAUGAACUGGGGACUGCACUGAAGUUAUACUAUCUGUAAAGAGAUUGGAAAACUUCUUUCUAUGAGAUUUUGUCUAUUUCCAACAGUAACAUUAAACAAUUGAUAUGUUCCAAGACCAAGGCAUUACAAAAGGUGCAGCAAUAAUGAAAGACACUGCGGUAACUGUCAGUGACUUGUAAACAUUUUGCUCAAACUGUGGUCAUUUGCAAUAUGCAUAUACUGUAAAUGUACUGAUACUGAUUUGAAAGCCUGUAACAAUUGAAAGUCUUGGAAUCAAGGUAGCUGGAUAGAUGCUAUUCUGAAUGCAUCAGAUAGGAAAGGGCAAGACCUCUGGGGAAAAUGGAACACCAAAAGGUGUUUAAAUUUUUUUUACUGAUUUACCAGCCAUUUGUAUGAUGAUAGAGCUUGGUUGGUGUUGUUGUGCUAUAAUUUGCAGUAUCUUUUAAUGGCUAGGCAAUGCACAAUAUCAUUUCAAUGAACAAAACUGGCAUUUUAAGCCAGUGGUCACAUAUAGUGAUUUGUUUGAAUGUUGGAGAAUUAUCAUUAUCAUAAGUGAUUAGAAUGAUUAAUUAUAUUCUUCAGAGUUACUGAUCACUGGGAUGAAGCUGCUACAAACCUCUUUAAAACCCUCAUACAAGGUAGAUAACUGAAGUUUUUGUGAGUUUACUCAAAUGUGUGAAAAGUUUAGGUAGAAGUGGCUAAUGGACAUAAGCCUGAGAAAUUUGAACAAUUCAAUUCAGCUCAUGUAUUUGAUGUGGUAAGGUAUUUGAAACUCCAAAGAUUGCAAAGCCCAAUUCCUUGUGUACAUACUUGUGUGAGGUUUCAGUGUAAUUCUAGUCUAAUCUUGGUCUUCUUUGUACUCUUUUCACUCAAAGUUUGCUUAAAAGUCAUAUUAAUUAAUUUUAGGAUGUAAGCUUCAAGUUACCAUCCAUAAACAAGAUGAGAAAGGAAAGUAUCAUGUGUUACUAUUGGCUGACUCUGGGUAUGCUCAGGUAAACACAAAACCAUUUUAAUUCAGUGUAAUUACAGUUAUAGUUUUUCUAAAAUCCCUUUUUACUACCUUUUCUGGUUUAAUAAGAUUACAUCUGACAGGCCAUUUAGCUAUGACCUAGCUAUGUUAUGUUCAGAAAAUUGUCAUAGGCCAAAAAGUGUAAUUAAUCUUCUUAAGCUAAAAGAGAAAUGAAAUUUGCGAGGUCAAACUACAAUUGUAAAAUAACCUUUUUAAUGUAUUUGUUGUAAAUUAUCCUAAACAUCUCUAAAACAAAGCUUGUCUUUUGUAUACACCUGAUUGCAAUAACUUGUUGCUAGAAAGCAAAAACAAAAAGAGGAAAAAGCCAAUAGGAAUUUAUUAGGAAGCAUAAAAACUAUUCUCUAACUGUAUGCCCAUCGCCAGUGGAACAACUUUUACAGAAUUUUGUCCAAUGAAAAAUUCUUUGAACUUCUCUCAAGUAUCAGUUGUUGUUCAGAGAUUACAAUUGAUUCCUCAAAUAAUGAAAAAAAAUCCAUUUGCUUAUGUCUUAUACUAAUCAAUUAGAAUUUAGCUUCUUGCUUUUUUUCUGACAUUACUUCAAUUAUAAUUAUGUAAACAAUAUUAAAACCUGCAUUUUUAAUUUCAUGUUUUUCCCUCUAGGUUUGUGUCAAUGAUGAAUUGGUGUUAAAUGGCUUUGCAACAAACUUCUCUGAAGAUUUAGAAAAACCAAGAAUAAAAACAACCAAAGCUGCAAAACUGAAAGCAAUGGGAGAAAAAUUCCAAAAGGAAGGUGAAGAAAUGCUGAAAAAUAUGAAGGAAUAUGUCAGACAUGGUAAUUUCAGCGGAAGUGAAGAAUCAAACAGCACUGAUGAAGAGUCUAUGAGCCAGCGAAGCACUAAUAGGUAUUUGGGGAUAAGGGAAUCUCCUCUGGUUGUGUUAAGACAACAGGUUUUAGGACAUGGAUCAUGUCAGGAAAACAAUAGCUCACUUCAAAAGCCUUUAGCGAGACUUCCAGAAGGUGCGUGCGAGGGCCUUUCAUCUCAGAGACUCUCAGAAGAAAAGACAUUUAGCAGUGAAAAGUCGGAAGAUGAACUAAUGCAUGGAUUUAGAAAACCGGCAGCAGCAUCGAGUGACAAUAAUUCGGGAAGGGUGCGAUUUCUUUCAUCUAGACUGCCAGCAACAGGUAGUGGUAUGAGGGAAGGUUUUCAUCCAAUGUCAUCAAAAUCUCCAGAUGCCGUGAAUCUGAAGCCCAUUCUUAAAAAGAAAAGUGCUCACAGUGGAUCUUCCACUGAGGCAGAUGAAUUUCGUCCGAGAAGACGGGCAGACAGAGACGGUUCAGGUGUUUCCUACUGUGAAAUACCUGAAUUUUCCUCUAAUGGCUCUAAUGGUGAAAUCUUUCUUAAAGAAAUAGAGGAAAAAGAACAGUCCCCCCGAAAUAGUUCAAUAAGUGUAGAUACCUUGUUUAGCCAACACAACGUUAGAUUGCCUUUUGAAAAUUCUAUUUCAACUAAGAAGACAGUUCAGGAAACUGAGUCACUGUCUAAAACUACUGCUGUGGCAAAUAGAAAUGAAGAGGAUCGGCAAAGAUUGCUAUCUUCAAUAAAGACCCUAAAAGAAACCUGUAAGAGAGACUGCGGGUCAACUUUAGAUCCCUCUACAGAUUUAGUACAAAUAUGUGAGCCUCCAACGACUAAAAGCAGCUCAGAAAUUGCAUGUCGCUCUGAACAUUCUCCAAUACAAUCCUCAACAAGCUUACAUGUGGUUGAAGGGAGAAAUUUAAGUGAAAAAUCUACACAAUUGUCUCAACUGUUGCAGACUUCUUGUGGUUUUUUUGAAAAGUCUCCUCUUCCUUCAGAAAUACUAUUACCCACACAGAAGUCAGCUUCACCUGUACAACGCACCACAAGUGGAAAAAAGUUAUUAUAUUCUGAUGGUGUUAUUGUUUGCUCAGAGGGUGCACCUGCUCCAAAGCCAGUCUUUUCACCAGAGUUUUGCCCAUUUCCUCAUUAUUUGCUUCGGCUUGGUAUUUUGAACCCUAGCUUACUUCAGGCACAUGCUUGGCCUGCUCUUCUGAGAGGACGUGACCUUGUAGGCAUUUGCCAAGCAAAUGAUGCACAAAUACAUGCGUACUUACUGCCAAUUAUUUAUCAGUUGGUAGAAGAAAGGGAAAUUUAUGCGGAUCUACCAAAGUUUUCAAGUGGGGUAAGUUUGCUGGGUGGUGGUGGGGUGUUGUUGUACCUAAAUUCAAAGUGACAGGGGAAAUGUAAUGGAACUUUAUUGUACAGCCGCCGCUUUGAGUCCUCAGAGAUACAAAGCUUUAGUUUUGUAUAUCUUUUUUUGGGAGGUUAGACAUGCAAGAACAAAGUUCAUUAUUCUUGGGUAUUCUACCUCACCGCUAAAGGACUAAAGGAAUCCUUGGAGUUGCAGUGUGUAGAAGUCAAGCUCAGGAAAAAUCAUUUUCAAAUUCAAAAUUCCUAGUAAAUUUCAAUGAAUAGACCUUUUCUUGCCAACUGUACGGAUCAAGCAUCUUGUCUGGUAAAAACAGAAGACGGUAUCUACUGUGUAGUUUGCUGUUGAUAGUAAAAGGGCUCCGUUUGUCUUUAAAAUUUCACGUUCUUGCUACAUGUGAAUGCAGCUAUCAUGCUAUAUUGUGCCCCUAGCUAACCUUUAAAUCUCGCUUUUCAUUCAACUAAUUUAUUCUUGUUUCUCAUCACCAUGUUCUUAUCAAUAGCUUAGCUCCAUUUUCUGCAUAUAAACACACACAACCCACAAUUCCUCCAUUCGCUCUGACCUCGAAAUGUCAACUUUGAAACUCUUCAUGGUGGCCAACUCACGUUAUCAACUCAGUUGAUAACACCAAAUAUCCCUGUUAUACUCUCCCACUGACACAGCAUCACAGAAACUGACCCCCUUUAGUCAUAUAUAAUCUUAUCUGAUAUGUGAUCUUUAUAUUGUUGUGAAUUUCGCUUUGUAUUUUUCUUUCCAGCCGCAGUUUCUUAUCCUUGCUUCAACAUGGGGAGCUGUUGUUGAUAUCUUCAGGCAAUGCAGGCUUAUUCUAGCUAAAAACAGGAACAUUCGUGUGCAGCUGAUAUUUGCUGCUGGUGCAGAGGAGAAUCAGAUUAUACCACUAGUGAAUGGCUGUGAGAUCCUGAUUGCUACACCACCUUGCUUCCUUCGAAUGCUCAGGAAAUGUUAUAUAUCCCUUGAUCGACUCUGUCACUUGGUAUUUCAUGACGCGGACAUAAUGGUGGAGGACUUCACAUCUGAGAUCAAAUGCAUCAUGAGACACUACGCCAAGCUUUUGAAAUCCCAACCCUGUCGUUCAGCACCACGCCAGGCAGUUGUCAUGGCUUCGUCUUGGAGUGUGGGUAUAGCAUCACUGGUGAAGGCAUAUCUUGGGAAUCCUGUGGUGUUGAUUCCUGACAUGAUUGAAGCAGCUAUCUACAGGGGUGUGCAACAAAUUGUAACAUUUUGCUCCGAGAGCCAGAGGGAUGUGGAACUUCUUGGUAAGGGUAUUUAAAAUUCAUAGUGUUCUGGAUAGGAUUUUAAGCACAUAUAGGCUUGCUUAACCGGAAGUAGAUAACAAAUAACGAAGAUAGAAACAGCAAGUGAAGUCAAAACAUAUAGUUUACAAGCAGCUGUCUUGUGGAAAGUGGGAAUGAUCAAACCUUUUGUCUGUUUCUACAUGUAUUUAGAACCUUGGAAAUAUCUCGCAAGUUUUCUAUUUUUUCAUUUCAUUUCAUUUCCAUUUUUGUGUAAGGAUUUAAAUCUUUCUUUAACGUUUUCUUUCCCAUAUUAGGUUACCUGGAAUCGUUUAUUAGCACAAAAGACAUUUGUGUUUUCACUUCCACGGCAGCGGAAGCAGAGAACGUUGGACAAAUCCUGAAUGCAAACUGUUAUUUUGCUCUUGUGGCACACAAUUUUCUACCACCUCAUGAACUUGACAAUAUUCAGAGACAGUGGAACACUCCUCACACCACUGAUACUAUGCCAGUUCUAGGUAUGCCAUAAUGUCUUCAAAACUCUCAGUGGAAAGGCCGUUCCACAGAAUCUUAUGUUUCCCAUAAGUUCCCCUUGUGUUGAAGUGAGUUUGACAAUUUGGCAAAAGCUGAAAAAAAAAAAGAGAAAAGAAAAUGAAAGAAAUGACUAAGGAGGCCUGCUUUAAAGACUUUGCAGUUCUGAAAUUGUGUAUCAUCUGUAUCCCUUUUUUCCCUGAAGUUUUUUCUAUCGGAAUUACUAGAUGUGUUCUUGAAUAAAGCAUUUUGUAGGGUCAGAUUAUUGAUGCAUCUAUGCAUAUAGUUAUAUAGUUUAAUCUAGAUUUUAAUUUUCAUUUUGGCGAAAAGAUGACCAAUGCAAUCACAGUUUAAUAUAUAAUUUUAAUAAUAAAAUUCAGUUAUAGCGGAAGACGUUAUUGGUCAGAUGAACAUCACAAAUGCCUCAUGUGUAAUACACUUCAACUUUCCUGGUUCAAAGACACGAUUUAGCAAAAGACUCUCCACUCUAGCUGGGACUUUUACAUCAUCUGAAGUAAGACACUCUUCACUUCUUUUCUAAAAUUCAUUGAGGUAGUCCUAACUUUUUAACAUCCUUUCUACAAAGUUUAUGAUUCCGGAGCGUAUGAGAUCUUGCUGUCACGUGAGUAAUUCCCACUCUGUUCCCACAAAAGUAAUUUUUGUUUAUCUAAUCUUUCAGCUAAUUUAUUAAUACUUCAUUGACCAAACUUGUUUGGUUCGGCUGAUUCGGUAUUAACCUUUGUUUUUCAAAGUUUAUAACAACAGAAAAAAAGGAAAAAGGGGGAACUUGUCUUACGUAUAUGAAUUACUACUUGAGGCAUGAACAGUGAAUUUUACAGGGAUCAACCAACCAAUAACAUGCCACUAGCCCACAAGGACAAUCAUAUAUUCAUUUUCUUUCUUUGUGAAUUUGAUUUUCUGAAGGAGCAUGGCUGUGUCUCUGUUAUUUUUGUGACUGAUGGCCGAAAUAUGUAUCACGCUCCUUCCAUACGUCAGCUUGUACAGAGAUCAGGUCAGGAAGUUCCACAACUACUUGAUGCAAUGGCCGACCUUGCAAAACAGGCAAGUCUUUGAAAUAAAAUUGGAGUAUAGUUAUUUCAAUUUUAACAGACGAAACUGGGAGGCUGCUCUUAAAAUUUACAGAACAAAGUAGUGAAAUCCUCCUAGAUGUUUUAAUUUACUCUCUCUGCAGGAAAAAGAAAAGGUUAAGGAGUUGUGUUAUUCUCUGAAAGCUUUUGGAACUUGCAGGUAAUUUAUAAUGCCUUAUCGUGGAGUAAACCCAUAGGGCGUGUUAUUUAAACAAAGUGUAACUGUUGUUUAACAAGACAGCCUCCUAAGCUAUUCUAAUUUAGCUGAAACUUCCAUCUAAACAUUUAUUUUUAUGAGCAGUGUGAAGAGGACCGAAAAUUAAUUGUGGAAGUAAGACAUUUGUUUGGUUAAAUUAACCCUCUUAUAGAGAAUCCCCAAGACCCACUAAUUACGUAAAACUGUGGUUUAGGUUAGGCCUCGUGUAAAUAACCGGCCCACAGUCAGUAAAAAACUGUCUGGUCAUUGUGUUGUGUUUGUUAAGCCUGAAAUACUCGGGCUCACGCAUGGGCUUUAGAACCUCGACGACGACUUGUGGACUGAAUUCAAACAACCCCGAGUUAUAAACUCAGGCCUCCCAUGGAGCACCUGGGUAAUGAUAAUAAUUUUUCCUUAUAUUUAGAUACCAAAGGGGAACGAGAAACUGUUUGCAGAGACACUCAGUGUUGGCAGAGUUGGAUAAACCAGCAAAAGGAAUUCCUACAUCUGGCAUAGUUAAGGUAAGCUUCAGAAGGAAGUUCGUGUAAUUCUAUUUAUUAUGUAUCUUGCCCUUUUGCAGGCAAAAUGAGUUUCACUUUUGUUCCAAUUGGUCCCCCUUGCGGCAAAAGUGAGUCGUUCUUACUAGUCGAGAUUACUUGCUUUGUUUAGCAAAUACAACUAAUCACUCACCUCCUACAUACUGAAUCUGUGUAUGGCCUGGCUCGUUAGCGAUUUCUUGUCGCUCAGUUAAUGUAGCAUCCUAAAACAAAACCGGAACUGGCAGGAUUCUAAAUUCUUAUGGGGAAACCCUGAGUUUUUUUCCCUCUAGCCCUAGAUUGUUACAAUUUUUUUCGCAUCUACCUUUAAAAAGAACAUUUCAUGACUUACUCUAGAUACUGAUUACGAGUGUAAUGGAUGCAACUUGUUACUGGGUGCGAAUCCUUGAGCACAAACCCUCCGAUGCAAAUCCGCUGAACAGUCGAACUGUAGACUGCACAGAGUUCCUGGAAUUAACAAUGGCAGUCAGUCGAUGGUACGCUGAUUCAAAUCAUCGGGUUAAGCAAGAGUUGGUUUCUAUUGGUGACCUGUGUGCUGUGAAGCUAAUUAACAGCAGUUCCUACAAUAGGUAAACCACUAGAGAUAUGGCAAUCAUUGUAGAUUGAAACACUUCAGCUUUGACAUGAACUUACAUCCGCAUAAUAAUCUAGUACUAUCAACUGAGUUGAUAGUGUAAGCUGACCACCGUAAAGAGUUUCUUUUCUUUCUUUUUCUCUUAACGGUGGCCACUUUACGUUAUCAGCCCAGUUGAUAAUACUGAAUUACCCUGUUAUACUCCCACUGACACAGCACCACAGCUCUUUAGAAACUUACCCCUUUUACUUGCAUCAGAUGCUCGAAUCUAAUCCUUUGAAGCUAUACUAUUGUGUCUCCAGGGUGAAAGUGUGCUAUGUAACUAAGGAAGAUCACAGUAAAAAGCCAGCGGAAGUGCGGGUAAGAAUGUCUUGGUUUAUUUUACUGUUAGUUACUUGGUGCAUGGAUAGCGAAGGGAGGAACGUUACGAGCAUGAAGAGCAACGUGAUGAGCAUGAAAAAAGACUUCGCAUUCCUUCUUUUGCGCGUUACAGCAUGGAACCAAACGUUUCCCUCUAGAUAAAAAAAGAUGUAUCUCGCUUGUUCACGAGCGCGGGACAAAGAACAAUUCUGAGUCUCAAUUAGGAAUCAAACCUCAGUCCUUCGGAUUCCGUUAGCAGGCGGCCUACAUCGGGUACCACUGAGCCACAGGGACUCUGCGGUUAGCUAGGCCACCACUCAGUUCACAUGUUCACUAGGUGUUUAUAUCUUUAUUCGUAGGUUCAAUAUGUUGACAGGGGAAAUUUUGAAUGCGUUCAUGUGGACAGACUUCUGCAGUUGCCUCCCCAAUUUCACUCCUGUCCCUUCCAGGUAUGUUUCAUCAAGAAAUUAUAAAACCUAUUUUCCUGGGUUUUAUAAUGAGAAAAAAACGCUUCUGUUGUUGGCAGAGUACGAGAAUGGUCUUUAAAUCACAAGCUGUAAGGCUAGUGAUCUACAUUAACAAGCUUUUCGUCAUUUUUUUUUCCGCUUAACUCGUACAACUUAAGUCCCUUUGAAGAGUUUGUUCACCUUCAUAGAUAACAUUGCUCAGUGUAGCUAGACACAUUUAAUGGCUAAGUAAGUGUAGGUUUGACCGGUUACGCGUCACCUUUUGAACCUUUAUAUUACGCCGUGAUUGGUGCUUUUCGACCUUCACUGUUCUGGUGAUGCGGUCCUUCAGCGAUGCGCUGUCGCUAAUUUGUUGUUGUGUUUACUGUAUCGUAGUCGCCAAUUCUUCAAGAACUUCUUUUCUAUUGUUCCUUUUGAUUCGAAAUUUCGUCGGCAGUGCGCAUUUAGAAAGUCGCGAUCAAGACCGGAUCAGACCACAUAAUCCAGCAAAUAUUAAAAUUUUUUCACUUAUUUCACCACGAUGAAUACCAACGAGCAUUAGUGUUACUUCAACUCUGUUCUGUAUUAUGUUUUUUAGGCAGUUGAGGUGUUCGUGUGCAGAUUACAACCUUUGGAUAAAGACACUGACUGGACUGACGAGGUAAAGGUUAAGAAUUCGGAAAUUAUCACUGAAUUAUUUGACUUUGAAAUCGCUCAAUUUGUUGACAAAGAGUUAUUUGGGAUACCUUGUGAUAAACUUCUCGGUGAUCGCGUUCUUUUGAUUCAAUCCAACACACUCUAGUAAGAGUUUCUGAAUGUCAAAAAUAAACAACUCAACUGAUUUUUGAUAUGUCUGUUUAAAAGAUUGAUUUCUCUUCGCUUUUAUUUACAACAGACGGCAGCAUAUAUCACACGUCUCAUUGAAGGCAAGGAAAUGGAAGGAAAAGUUGUUUUGAGGUGAGGUUCUUUUUCGACUGGGAAGACGCAUUCAUUGAAAUUACAGGCAGACAAUAAUCGAAAAUAACGUGAAGUUUAUGGAAGUUCUCCUCCCCCCCACCCCCAAAGGAAAAAAUUUUGAUGAUCAGAUUGGGCGAUUUUUUUACGUGAAUGGAGCCUCGCAGCAAAGUCACAGGGCGCAAAAAAACGCAAAGUGUGCCUGUAUCAAUGAAAAGGUGAAUCGCUCGCCCAGUGACUUAUUGUUCUCACUUUGGUCUUGCAGCUUAGGCAACACGAUGUGGCUGGAUCCUUUGGUCGAGAGGAAAUAUCUUCCCAACAUCAAUGUUACGACCAAUGCGUUGAAUGUUAGGAUGGAACUGUUGAGGGAAAAACGUGCAGCUGAAAACAAACAGGUAAGAGGUUUCUCCGCUUUAACGCUUGUCUGAACAAUAGUGGGGAAUUUUAUUAGUUUGGUACAAUAUUCCAUCCAGAGUAGCCUACGUCGGACAGAUGAGAAAACGCGACCCUCUCUCCUUGACAGUUGAAUUAACUGACCUCUCUAAUCCGGAUAAAUUGUCGGCUGGUCAUACUGGCCCAGUUUGAAAACUUUAAUUUUUCUUCAACGCUUAGACCUAACUUACACAGUACUGCAAACCGAAAACAGAGCUUUCUGAAAACGUGAACUUGACUACUCUUUGUAUUUUGAGACAUUUCAGUUAGGCCCUUCUUUUGCGCACGCUCAAAUGCUCUCUAGCGAUAUAUUGUUGUGAUUGUUGCGCUUUCAACUUUUUCCGACGAGACAUGAACGAACCACAUUUUAUCCGUUGCGAUUUAUCAGUGUGAUUGGGGUCUGAAAUGAAGUUUUUUAUUUCCAUAACUCUUUUAAAAGCACGUGAGCUUGCUGAGAAACCUUUGUCAGGGGGUCAUAGUUUUACAGCCUCUGGAAGGAGGACAAACUCGUGUUUCGGAUGUCAGGUAAGGAUUAAUCCUUCCCUGUUACUCAGGGGUAAAAACAUGAAAACGCAAGACCGCCUUAGCCUCUUUCCACACUCAGUUUUGGGUUUUUUUCCAGUUGUUUAUCCGAUAAAAUUUCCCAUGUUAACUCUCGCUUUGGACGAAAUUGAUGGCUCUGUUAAUAAAAAUGUGAGAGCUUUUUUUGUUGCUGUUCUUGUUGUUUUUUCUUUUUCCAAUGAUUUGAGUUAAUAUUGUGUCUGAACAGUGCCUCAGUGAUGAAAAGAUUGAAUGAAAUAAUGCUGAGUAGUUGCGAGUCAGUUUGUGAACAUGCAGGCUUUUGAGAGGAGAGCGACAACCCUCUAGUGAAGGCUUAUCCACAUGUUAUCACAUCUUGCCAUAUUCUACAAUCGUUUAUACCGCUUGAGAUCUGUGUACAUGGUGUCUUAUUUCAGUGAACAGUUGCCUGCUCUGGAAACAAGCGUGCUACCUGAGGAAGGAUUCCACUCUGUGUAUGUGUCUGCUGUGGAAAAUCCAGGACUUUUUUUUGUCCAGCUGAAGUCUUCAGAAGAAAGGUUGGUAAUUUGUAAACCCACAUCUCUCUCUACUUUCCAGGUUUUUUUUUUCGGCGAAUACAUGAGGUAAAAUUUUCCCCGCAUUUUAACUUGUAGGAUUUGACGAUUUUUUUUUUUGUUAUUUUGCUGUUAUUGUUGUAGUCAGUUCUUUUUUGCCCAUUUGUGGGAUUGAAAAAAAUUCGCUAAAAAGUUAAGAAUUGAAAUCCCCUUCUGAUUUUCAUGCUUCACAUUAAAUGUUCACUCAUCCACCGCUGCAGCACAAGUUUCUUUCAAAUACAGGCUUUUGUUCUUCUAUAUCAGUCCGUUUCUCGGGUAUUUUACCUUCUAUAAGUGCAAACAGCAAAAUUUGAACUUCGUUUUGUCGCUUUCAGCCAAUUGAAAAUAAUUCCAAGAGAUAGUUUGCUUAAACUGACUAAAUACUUCGUGAGACGACACAGCGUGCGGACGAGUCGACGUUAAACUACUCCGUAGCAUCAAGCCUAAUACUUAACGCAUUAUCUGAUGUUAAUUUUUGUAGCUUAGAGGACCUGAAGCAAAAGAUUAACUCUGGAGUCAACAAAGUUGAAUCGGAGGAGAACGAGAUCCCAAUUGGCUCGCUCUGUGUUGCAAAGUUUUCCGAAGAUGACCUGUAAGUUACUUUACCACGCUCUAAACAGUGCGUCUUUUACCAAAAAAGUAUCUGUUAUUAAAAUCUCAUCGUUGGUAUUUUAUUUUCGAGCAGGUUCAGUAUAUCAUUGUUCUGACGAUUAAUUUUGAUUCGAAUUUACUUGAAUUUCUUGGUGAUAAAAACUGUUAUCUUACUUUAUCUUACGGACAGGAUUAUUUUUUCCCUUGAAAAAUUAAAUUUUUGUCGCCUUUUUCGUAUUUUUUACUUUGGACGGACAAGUACUUCAAACUUUCUUUCCUUCCACUCCAUUCCCCAGGCGGUUUUAGUGUGCCUUUUCUCUUGGCCACCAACGCCUCUAAGUAAAAUCUUUUCCAGUCCUUUAUCUCGUGACUACAAAAUUUCCCGCUAAGCAUUUUGCUUUAGGAAGAUAUCUAGCUUAAAGGGAGUGCAACUGCGAACUACUGUGUUAUUAACCGUUCCCUUUGUAGAAACGGUAUAACCACAAAUUUAGCAACACAGGUAUCCAUACAGUACUGUUAAUUUUUCCUCUCCUCUAGUUGGUACCGGGCGCGUGUCCUGGGCAGCAGGCCAGAUAAAGAGUAUGAUGUAUUUUAUGUGGACUUUGGUGACAGAGAGUGGGUAACAGCGGACAGGAUUGUUCCAGCUUGGAAUGACAUCCUUCAGCUGCCCCUCCAGGCUGUUGAGUGCUCGCUUGUCCACGUCGAACCUCUUGGUAAGUUAUUUAAGUGUACUCAUCUAAGGAGCUUUAAACGUGGCAAGCACGUGGCAAGCACGUGGCAAGCACGUGGCAAGCACGUGGCAAGCACGUGGCAAGCACGUGGCACGUGGCAAGCACGUGGCAAGCACGUGGCAAGCACGUGGCAAGCACGUGGCAAGCACGUGGCAAACAAGCUAUGGAAAUACGCCACAGGAAUAGAAAGUGGUAACGUCUAAAAAGAGUAUUCACUCUGCAAUGUUGGCUCGGCGCACCAACAUGGUCUUCUUGUGAUUGUUUUGGUACGAUGCGAGGCUCUGUCGGAUCUAAUCACGUGAAAACGCUCCAUUGUCGUACUUAAUAAAGAUGCAACGGUCAUCGUUUUUAAGAAAGUCAAAGAGAUCUAUCAAUGAGCGACCUGAGAUGUACAAAAACUUUGUAGGGCCAAGGAUAGCCUGGAUAGCCUUUCAAUGUUUUUUGUUUUAACUAAUUGUGGUUCUUUUUACAGAGAAAGAAUGGAGCGAUGAGAGCAGCGACGCUUUCUGGGAAAUGGUGACUGAUCAGUUACUAUUCGCAAAGGUACUGAUGUGUUCUGAGCACGUGUCCUGAAUGUUGUUCUCAGUCGUUGUUGCAUCAGAUUGGUAAAGUGCAAAGCGCAGCUCAAUUGGUAUAGUAGUGAUUUUUAAAGUACAAUUGCUCAAGCACUGUAGUGAAAUUUGCUCGUCGGGCCGGCUUACUUGGAAAACAUUAACCACUGAAUGGAUUUGAGACUUUUUGUGGAAAUAAAUGCAAUCACUCCAUCUAACGUGUAAAGUAAAUUUUUACUUUUUAUUAAGAGACUAGUUUUGCACCUCUAAUUUCAACUUGUUAGUUUAGUUCUAGCCUUGAUUGAUUAUCCGAAUCUAUUUUAAUCGAUUUUCGCACAUAGCCUGUUUCAGUUCCCUGCUUGUUCUUAGAGGGGCUAUUUUUCUUCAGAAUGACAAAUACCUGGACAAAUUUUUGGUUAGUUUACCCUAGUCCCUCAAGUAGCGAGACAAUGAACAGAUAUCAAUCUUGAUUUUUGAAACUCAUCGUCAGCCUUAUCACUGUUUCCGCUUCAGGUGAAAUCUAAGAGUGCGUCUCUGGUGGCUGGAUGCCACAGAUUUGCAAUUGAACUCUACAACACUAACACAGAACAUGACGUCAUUAUCAGCCACGAGAUGGUUGCAACGGGGCAUGCGCAGACGUCUGCUGAAGGAUUUAAGGUCUGUCCUUAAAAAAAUUUUUCUAUGUAAGAGAUCUGAAUCGCCUUUAGUGGCUCUGUUUGCAUGUUGAUUCACUCUUUGGAGUACGCGCAAAUCGUUAUACUUGCUUUGCUUAAUACAGUAGUCUGUUCUUAGAAAUACCAUAAUCUCUAAAGGCGUGCUAAAUCGCAAUAAUUGAAUUUAAUUUUGGUGCCGUGCAGAGGCGCUUCAUCUUCAGGGAAACCUCGAAAUGUUGAUGCUGACUGAAGACCAAUGAGGUCCUGAGAAGGAAUUGUAAAUGCAAGCUUGCAAACUUUAGGUUUAAUCAUUCGAGAUGUACUUGAUGUAAUUCAGUUCUUUGACUCUAAUUUUUAAUAUAAUUCCUCAAGUGAUUAUAGAGAUGUGCGCACUCUGAUUGGUCGAGGAUUGCGUCAUAUGUCGUGAUUUAGCAUUUCAACAGUGGUUCAACGUCGUCGGUACUUUUAUCAACCACGAUAUUUGCUAUUACAGUGGCAUAGCUGAGAGAGUCCGCAACAAAACGCUGUCGAUUUGUUUUUUACCACAACUGAUAUCGACGUCAAAUAAAACGAUUCUUUCAGUGUGUGAUCAAGGUUAUGACAUGUUGACGCGAGAAACGUUGUCUGUACUCUCAUCCACAUCGGGAAAUUGUGGUUAAAAAUCACCUCGCGCGAGAUGAUUAUGGCUGGGGCGCUUAAGAUCAAAUUGGCUACCUCGCGUUUUGUCAAUGUUUCCGAGGCAGUGAUAACGCAUCAGUAGAAAAUUCUAUGGCGAAGAGCACAAAAAAUGUCACCGCGUUUGGUGGAACGCUUUUCUGAAGAAAGAUGUGAAAUUUUUGCUGAUUGAAAUAACUAAACCAGUACUCAAACUCCUUGCCCAUCACGAUACUAGUAAUCACCACAAUUGUCACAAAAUAUACGCAAUGCUUUCUUUAUUUACAGAGUUUACAACAGAAUUCGAAAGCACCUGAGCAACUAUACUCAAACAACUAUUCACUUAAGGCUCAAUGAACAUUCCUGAAUAAUUUCUUCUGCUUUGUCUGGGGGAUUAUUCAACAAUAUCCACUUCGCUUUCGGCGAAGCAUUUUUAAAUAACUUACUUUAUUGCUGUUUUUGUUGUUUUACCUUAUUUAGUUUAUUUUAAUCUAGAGAGACAGCGCAAUAUACACAGCUAUUUUUCUUCUCUUUUGAGUGGGUGUUUUUUUUCCUCAAACAGAUUUUAUUCCCGCACUCUUUUAUUUCUAGUGAGCAACACAAUUACAAAGUAAGUAGAGAAAGUGUUGAUAAAGGUUAUCUGAUCACAUGAAUCUUUUUUUCUUUUUGGAACUCUCUACUUUACUUUUUGGUUUUAAAGGUUACGUGCUGCGCUAAUUUCUCGAUCCGUCCAUUUUAAAUCGUAGUUUUCAUACCAAAGGAUACCAGAUAUGUGCUUACAAGCCCAUCGGUGUUUGGUGAGUAUCAGGGUUGAUUGAUUUUGUUCUAUGAGUUUCAACCCUUCUAUUAAUCUCGAUAAUUUUUGCUGAUUUUCGUCACUGAUUAAUUCAAGAAUCCCCGUGCAAUUCAUUAUGUUGUGUCUUCAUAUUUCAUCGUAUUUUGUCAUAAAUAAAUCAGACACACUGUGAUUGUCAUCAGUUAUGCUCCUUGGGACAUUUUUCUUUUGCCUUAUUGAAGUAUUUUUCUCCAUCAUGCAUCAACCGAUAAUUAUCUUCAACGUGUUGUUUUAUUUAUGAGAUAGGAAGCGCUUCGAAUUUUAUUUAGACUUGUUUUUUUUUUCCACAACGUUUUCCAAACACCAUACGUCACCAGCUGCUUUUUCGUUCCUUAUAAUAUCGGAAAGUUCUUCUAAGAUAUGAAAACGUUAUGCAUUAAAAGAUUUUGACAACGUAGCACAAACUGAAUAAAAACGUUAUGAUGUAGGUGAGUUCAGCCAUGAGUUCAUUGCUAUCAAUGGACCGAUAAUUCUUUCGUUUUGACGGAUAUGCACCUGGUCAUCUCAAACCCUGCCGUGCUCAAUUGUUUUUCAUCUGUGAUGAGUCGUUCCUCGUUUUUAUGAAAUUAGUGGUAGAUGGUGUUUUGCACGUUCCUAAUCGUCCUUGGCAAGGCGUUCGUGUUUCCGUUGAAUGUACCAUACUAAAUGUUAUUAGAAACUUUGCGAGCUGCUUCCUUACCUUUAUCCAUCGCGCUUCUUAACUUUUAAAACGUUGAAGAUAUUGGUCAUAAGAAACUAAGUAGACUGUGAAUCGUUCACGUCUUGGUCGAGGUAUCCAUGUACCACACUCAUUAGACUCGCGCUCGCUAUCAAUUGAAGGUUGUUGAGGGGCUCUUCACGGCGGUUUGUGUGUCUAUCUGUUUUCACCUGGCAAGCCUGUUUAGGUGUCUUGGACAUCGUUCCCUCUCGAUUACUAUUUCACCGGAUGUUUCGUGUUACAACCCUGAAAUCCGGUUUGAGGAAGCUAUACACGAUGGGAUUUACCAAUGAGGUAAUGGCUAUUGUAUAUAAUGAAAUUAUCGGCAGGACAUUGGGAACGAUGUCGAACCGACCAAAAAUAUCGACGGCGGUUGUCAUAUAAAUGAUCGGCAUCCACGAGGUUAGGAAGGACACAGAGAUGAUGAAGAAAAGUUUCGCUACUUGUGCAUCAGAGGAGAUGUGUCUGCGUUUGUUGAUCUGUUUCAUUGUGCAAUCUAAUUUAUUUCUCGAUGCCAAGCCUUGCCUCACUGCCUUAAAAAUCCUAAUAUAGGCGAUUGUCAUAAAGAUGUACGGAGUGAUCACGCCAACGAAUUCCAAGCAAACAAGGUACACCAAGUGAAUUGUCUUUGAACGAUCAGCUCUCCAAAAUAACGGCAAUAAGCUGUAUAUGGUUGGAAAUAACCAUACAGUGAUAAUGGUCUUUUUGAAUAUCUCAGGUAUGCGGUAAGUGUAGUGCAGAGGCUUAGUAAUGGCAACGUAUCGAUCGUAAGUGAGUGCGCAUAUGUUAGCAACACCCCAGAGCAAGAUCAUACUUGACAAAUAGUCUACAACGGCGUGUGUUGGCCGCAUGAUCAGCACGGGAAAUAAAAUGCCUCCUGUAAGUAUGUCGGACACAGCAAGUGAAACAGUCAGCCAGUUUGUGUAUGUUCGUGGGACUCUGUUCAAGCAAACGAAACUAAUAACGAAGAGGUUCGCGGCAACGAUGAGAACGGAUAACACGGUAAGGGAAACUGUCACGCAGAGAUCCAUCUUUGAUUCUGUUGAGUUCAAGAAAAGGCUCCUUUUACUUUUGUUGGUUCCUCAAAUCUCCCUGAAUUACAUCGGAGCCGGUAAAUGGCUCACAGAGUUAACUUUAGGUUCAGUAGAAUUCCGCAGCCCAGUUGGUCAAGGAAGAAGAAUCUGACGGAAAUGGCACUGCACGCGAACAUUUGUAUAAUUUUUGUAAUGUGACGUUAUUUCUGUUACACAAAUGAAUCAAAUUUCUUCGUCAAUUGCCUAGGAAACGGUUAACAUCGUUAUCGUUACUGUCCCUUCAAUCAAAAGCUGCGCUAAACACCUGUAAACAGACUGCAUUGGUAAGAAAGGAAAGCAAGACAGGGAAAUUGUUUUCCAUGGCUUUACUAAGAAUUUUUUUCGUGACAAAUGUUUGAUUCUUAGACACCUGAAUUAAAAAAUAAUUGCCUCUGUAAUCAUCUCUCUGUUCCAUGCAUAUCUAUCUCUUUGUUAUUGAAACAAAUCAAAGGGCUCUUGGAGCUAGCUCAUUCAUGUUAUGGCUUAGGUUUGUAUCGAUUUCUUGGACUUGUUGAAUAUAGGUACAGUUGAUUUCGGUUUAUGUGAACUUUCAAGACUUGGAAUAAACUCUCUCUUAUUUUGAGCAGUUGUGUGAUCAAAAAAACUUGUGCAUUCGUCGUGAUGAGAAUUGGAAAAAAGGUUGUGUGGGCAGGAGGUAGGAUGGGCAGAGGUCAUUAAGCAGACAGUGUCCUUUUUGUUGGUGUGUGUGUUUGUGUAGUCACCAAACACAUGAGGGAUAAAACCACUAGAAAAGUAAACAAAUGGCUAGUCACGGAAGCAACCUUCUCGCUUUUCCCUUAUAAAAAUUCGCUGGUUCCUGAUGUACUAAGCCAAUAACAGUAUAGGGCACAUAUGGAAAAAUCAGUGUGUGUACACCCCUGAAAGUUUUAAAAUAUAUCAAGUCGUAGGAACAGUUUUGGUCUCGGUCUGCAUUUUUGUCAACAAAAUGAACACAUAUCGGUUAAAACGAUGAAACGUUCGUACCACGUGUAAAGCUGUCACUGAAUUGUUUCUCGAAUAUUGCGCGUAUCGAAUAUUCAAUAGUGACAUCUCCUUUACAUCUCCAUCUACAUCUACUUUUAUUAAGUUAGUAAAUUCUGUACCGACAUCUCAGCAACUAACUCGCGCGCAAAGUGAGAAGACUAUAUGAGGGCUUGAAAUUAUAUUAAGAACGAUUUUGAUCAAGAAACGGGCAAGGAAUACUCCACGAUAGUGCAAAUAAUCGUGAAAGAUGAUCGCGGAAAAGCGAUUGCGUGACUCUCGGUAAGUUAUAAAAUGACAUGUUAUCCACGUAUUUGACGAAAAAACAGUAUAAAUUCUCAGUUUGCAUUUUUUACCCAGUCUGCAGUCUGUAUUUUGUACCCGGUCUGCAGUCUGCAUUUUGUACUGACCGGAUUGGUAUUGCUGUUUUUGUUCGAGCGAGCCUCAAGUCCGGACCGAAAUGUGGGAGCUCGAAAAAGAAUUCUAGUGAGACUAUCUUGGCCGCUAUGAUUGCUAUGUGGAAUGUAUGUUGAAGAGCUCACGAGGAAAAGUACAAUGAUAUAGCAAUAAUUACUUUAUACUAACUGAAGACGAACGCAAAUGCGCGGCUUACCAAUAUGGCGACCUUUGAUGCUCUUUCGCGUGGUCACAACAUGUGUUGAAAUGAACCCGCUACGGGUCCCCUAGAUGUGAACAUUUCGGCUUCUCGAUUCAAGUUGCAUUUUAAGAAGUUCGGACAUGUGAUUUGAGGUUAUUAUUUUUAUUAAACCAUAUAAUCAUUUUAUUCCUUUCCACGUGAGUUUCGGAGCUUCAUCGAAAUUAAUUUUGAUUUUCACUAAUUGGGAAGGGGUAGCAUGCGAGACUACUUCCGUUCACGGUCCACAAUACAACUUCCUUCCACGGAAUACAACUUCCGUCAACAUCUGCUCUACCACGAUACAUCAUUCAUCGCUUUCAGCAUGAAUGAGCUAAAAACAGCAAACUGUACAAAACCUUGGUGCUAUCGCAUGAAAACGGUGAUCAAUCUCACUUAAUCGAUAUUACCUACAGAUUCAUUUCCAGAUCGACAGUUUUUUUUUUGCAAGCUUCUUAAAGGUUGUCAAAAGUUUGGUAAGGUUAGGGUUUUUUGUUUGAAUCUGCUGCCAGCGAGUUCAUGUCACAUGCCGUAUUGAUUUUAUGAAACCUGUAACUUUAGAUGGAAAGGUAGUUGACCCAGGAUUCCUCUCUGUGUUUCAUAAUUUUUUUAGAAAGUAAAUAGGCGGUCUUUUCCCAACAGCAAAGAAAGCAUUAUCAAAUUCAAAUGACGGUGUCAAAUGUGGUGAAGUAUUAAGUAAGUAUGCCAAUCACAAAUGAUGUAUUGCCAAAGUGCAAUAGAAUAUUUAUGAAUUAAAAAUCUGCUUCAUCACAAGAAUGAUUUGGUCGAGUAACACAAACCUGACGAACAUCUUCCGUGAAAAACUUGAUAUUUCUCCACGACAUUCCUUUUCUCAGAAUUGCUGUUUUUUCUUUAACAAAAGUGAAAACAUCUGUCACAUAAAGGAAAUCAACCAUUUUACAAACGAAGUGUGACUUUAAUGUUUCUUCGAAAUAUUAUAGUCGACGGAUUAUCAACGCAGUUAUCAAUGUGGGUCAGUAUAUUGUUCAAUUGCAAGUUUACUUCGAACUGUUUUCGAUUGUGCUUAAAUUUGAAUUUAUGUGAUAGAAAGCGCUUUGAAUUUUAUUGAGACUCUUAUUUGCACUACGUUUCCCAAAGGCCAUAUGUCACCGGCUGUUUCGUCAUUCUUUACGAUGUCGGCAAUUUCUUUUAAGGUUCAAAAGGAAAGAAAUCAUGACACAAACUGAAUAAAAACCUUUCCUGAUACAGUUGAGUUUAGCCGUGAAUCCACUACUAGCAAUGAAUUGACAAUUAGGUUUUUUGGCUGACAUGCACAUGGUUAUCUCCAAACUCUUGCCGUGCUCUAAUGGUUUUUUCUUCUUUUUUAUACGUGAUGAGUUAUCGCACUUUUUUUGAGAUGCGUAAUCAUUCUAUCAUUCUAUGCAAAGUUUGCCUAUAUAGUACAUCAUGGCUAAUGUUAAUUGAAACAUUGAAAGCAGUCUCCAUGUUUUUAUGCAUUGCGCUUUUUAAUAUUUUUUUUUACAGUCGAAGAAAGGUAUAAAGAUAAUCACUGGCGUGUAAAUCUAUCUUUCUUUGGCUCGAAGUGUCUAUAUGCUUCACUCAACCGACCUGCCCUCGAUUUUUGGUGAAGGUUGUUGUGGGGACUCUUCGCGACUUUUCGUGUCUCCUGUUUUCACUUGAUAACACCGUUUAGGUGUCACUGACAUCGCUAGCACUCGAUUGCUCUUUCCAAACAUAUUUCGUGUUACGACCCUGAAAUCCGGUUUGAGGAGGGCAUACACAAGGGGAUUUACCAGUGAAGCAAUAGCUAUUGUAUACAUUGAAAUAGUCGGCAGAACAUUUGGAACGAUGUCGGACCGACCAAAAACAUCAACGGCGGUUGUCAAAUAAAUGAUCGGCAUCCACGAGAGUAAGAAGACCACCGAAAUGAUAAGAAACAGUUUCGCCACUUGAGCAUCUGAGGAGAUGUUUCUGCGUUCGUUGACUUGCUUUCUCGCGUAAUCCAAAUUUUUUCUCAAUGCUAAGCUUUGCUUUACAUCCUUAAAAAUCCGUAAGUAGGCGAUUGUAAUGAAGAAGUAUGGAAUGAUCACCCCAGUUAAUUCUAAGCAAACAAGGUACACCAGGUGUAUUAUUUUUGAACGAUCAUCCCUCCAAAAUAACGGCAAUAAGCUGUAUAUGGUUGGAAAUAACCAUACAGUGAUAAUGGUCUUUUUGAAUAUCUCAGGUAUGCGGUAAGUGUAGUGUAGAGGCUUAGUAAUGGCAACGUAUCGAUCGUAAGUGAGUGCGCAUAUGUUAGCAACACCCCAGAGCAAGAUCAUACUUGACAAAUAGUCUACAACGGCGUGUGUUGGCCGCAUGAUCAGCAUGGGAAACAAAAUGCCUCCUGUAAGUAUGUCGGACACAGCAAGUGAAACAGUCAGCCAGUUUGUGUAUGUUCGUGGGACUCUGUUCAAGCAAACGAAACUAAUAACGAAGAGGUUCGCGGCAACGAUGAGAACGGAUAACACACCAAGGGAAACUUUUAUGUAGAGAUCCAUCCUUGAUUCUGUUGUGUUUCUUUGAACUUGAUAUCCUUGGAUAUCCUACAGAAGGCCUCUUUUCUUCUGCUGGUUCCUUUAACUUCCCUGGCUCAAGAAUAGUACCAGCAUGUGGCAUACACAGCCACAUUUAGGUUAAGUUGAAUACACGAAAAGUUUUCCGCAGCCCAAUUGGUCAAAGGUAGAAAAUCUGACAGAAAUGUCGCGACUGUGACACAAAUUAUUUCACUUACGUUGUCAAUUGCUUAGGAAACGGCUAAUAUUCCUUUUAUUCUUGUCACCUUAAGCAAAAGCUGCGCUUAACACCUGUAUCCUGAACGCAUUAGCCAGCACGGAAAUUGUUCUGCACGGUUUUAGCAGCAAGAAUUCUUGUCAGAGAAUAAACAGACGUGAUAGACACCAUGUCUAGACAUUGUUAUCAAAUGAUUGUAAUCUAAGUAUAAAAUUGGCAUUGUAAAAGAUGGCAGACAGAAUAGAAAGAGAUUGUUGAAGCGAAACGACUGCACGAGUGAAAAAGAAACAAAAUCAAGUGAAAGGUACAGUCCCCUCUUGUGUUUGAACACCAGCGCCGGGAUAAUUCCCGUACAAUUCUUGAAACUUCAAAUACAUCCUGAAAGGUAGAUAGUUCUAUGUAUUCAUUAAAACCCUAAGUUAAGAAUAAUCCUCAUCGUGUUCCAUGCAUACCUUCCCUUAAAACUGAAUCUAAAGAUAGGCAAACAAACACAAAGCAGGGGUUACACAUUCAACAUCACUGGAUCGAUCAUUUUCUUUGAAUUAAUUACCAGACCUGACAGUUUUUUUUUUGUUAAAUAAAAUUUAGGCUUAUCCGAGGGAGAACCGCUGAUCACCUCCGUCGUUAGAAUCUGCUGCCGGAAAGAACAAGUCUAUGCAAUAUUGGUUGUAUGGUGUCUGUAACUUCGGAGCGUUCCAUGUAUAAUUUUUUUUUGUCAAAUGGAAAAAGCGGUCCUUUUCCUAGCGCCAUGAUAGCAUUUCUUUGGCUUAAAUGUCGGUGUCAAAUGCGGCGGAGUAUUUUAAUAGGAACCUUAAAUAUUCAUGUAUCAGCCAGAAGGAUAUUUGAAACCUGGAGAGGACAACCUGGUUUGUACGCUUGAAAAAAAAGUCACUAUAUGGGUAGAUGCUGUCGCUACGAUGUUGGAACAAAGCCUUCCCGGUAUGCAUUCAGAAAAUUGGUGUCACUCAAACCAUAGCCAACUGCUAUCAACUCAUGUUUGUCUUUAAAUCCAUUUAAGGGCCCUCGUCAGUAACUUAAGCGAAUAGUUGGCUGUGGCUCGACGUUUUUCUUUUUUGCUCUUAUUUAACAAAAUUUGGAAGGUUGAUUUAAAAUGAGAGUGCAAACCAAAUUGAUUUGUCAGACACGUAACCUAAUCAAAAAAUGAACGGUUCCCCGAUGCUUACAGUAUUGUCUGUAGUUUGAGGUAAUCUGUCAAUCACAAUACACUCACGCGUGCAUUUUGCCUUUUCAUGAAAAUUAAAGUAAAAGUCGAACAAAAAUCGUGUCCUUUCAACCAGUCAAGGAAAAUUGUGUUUCUUUCGAUUCACGACAUAGAGAGGCAGUACAAAAUUUUGCAAGUUGGGAACGGUUGGUUUUUUCAUCCGCACCGAAAACAGAACAUUAUGGAGGUUUGAACGUUAAAUUAUUGGAACUAACAAUCGUAAUUGACAUCAACACACCGAAAUGGUUUCCUCAUUUUUUUGCAACAAGGUUUUUUUCUAUGCAUGCAAACGCCAACGUUUUAACAUUAUGACAACAGUGAAAGUGUGAAAACCUAAGCAGAAGUUACUGUUUGCAAAGCAACCCGAAAUAACUACGCCGUUGUGUCGAAUUAAAUUUCGACUGAUGGAAUUAAGUCCCAUUCCAUUUGACCAUCUGACCUUUGAAAAAAUUUGGCAUGAAAAUAUCAAUUACGUGUGUAGUAUGUUUUAAUAUUACCUUGAGCACAAGGCUACGUAUGGUGAAUCAUCAUAUUAAAUUCUAAUUAACGUUCAGCUGUACAAAUCCGCAUAAAAACAUGCCGGAAUUAGCAUACCUAAGAUAUUCAAAAGAACUUAGUUGCUGUGUAGUUAAUCCCAACAAAUACCAGCUUACUUCCUCUGUUCUGGGCAACAGAUCGUGCAUCAAUAUUCCACAAGUGGUACAUUGCGUGCCUGGAGGUGUUUGGCGUCGUCAUUCCGUACAUCGUCAUAAGCGUCGCUUAUAUUCUGAUUUUUAAGCAAGUGCGGCACAGUUUGGCGUUGAGGAAAAAAUUUGUAUCUGCGAUAAAACAGAUCAACGAACCAAGACGCAUUUCCCAAGAUGCUAAAGUGGCUAAAGUCUUCUGCAUCAUCUCAGCGGCAUUUUUAUUUUCGUGGAUGCCGAUCAUUUAUAUGACAGCCGCAGACAUUUUCUUCGGUCGUUUCGAUAUUGUACCGAGUGUCUUGCGCACAAUCUUAUACCACAUAAUAGCAGUUGCCUCCUUAGUUAAUCCCUUCGUGUAUGCUUUCCUAAAACCGGAUUUUAUAGUUGUUAUUCGCAACAUCUGCCGAAAGAGUAAACGAGAGGAAGCGAUAUCCAUGAAACCUCUACAGGCUUGUCAGGUGAAAAAAGAGACAGCCAGUGAGAGUUAGAGCUCCUGAAACGUUUUCCGCGUACUAGUGGUACGUAGACAUUAUAGAGACGAUUAUCCGCUCUGUUGCUCUUCUCCUUUGACCAAGAACUAAACGUAAUGGAAAAGGUGGUUACAGAUAAAAGACAAGUGACACAUUUUAACCAGAUAGAAAAGAAUUAUAUUCAGCAUGGCUUUGACAAGACAAGAAAACUGGAAAAAUGGAAAAAAAGAAGGGCACCUUCUAGAAGAGGGAGAGACAUCGUUAGAGUUUUAGAAACGAAAAAAUGUGUCAGCCAUCAAUAGUGUGUCCAUGAGAGCACCAGGCAGUCGUGCUACAUGCCAUUUCACCGAUUUCCAUGAAACUUAGCCAGUUUAAAGGGUCUACCUCAAACUCAAACAGACAAACUGAUUUCUGUUUUGAUAAUUUACGGGGGGAUAUAGACCAUCCCCCAGUUUUUCUUGGUUUUCACUAAGGAGAUCGCUUCAAAGUAGGUAAAAUGUGUGAAGCUCUCACUGAGAUGUUAUUUAACUGAGAAAUUUAACUCUCCUUAACUGAGAGUUUGCAUAAAUAUAGUGACAUCCUUAAUGAAUGUGCGACGCAAGCGACGGCUUGUCAAUCAACAGAGGCAAAUAAAUGGCUGUGUUCUCAGACUUUUUGAUUCAUCCAAAUAUUUGAUAACUUUGAGGUCAAAUAUCUCUCCUUACAAGAAAGCUACAACACUAAUCUAAAUUCCCCUUUAUAAACCAUCAUUUCAUCUCUGAAAACCAUCAAAAAAAUAUUUGGGCACUGCCGUAUUUUUGUCUUGGAUGCCUUUUAAAUGUGCGACUGUGACAAACUUCUAUCUGGCUCCAAGCGGUAACUUGAGGAAAUAAAUCUUUAUUUUAUAGCUCGUUAUACAUUAUGAUUGAUUGAGGAAGCUAAGAAAUGUGAAUAACUUUCGAGAUCUCUUGUAGGAAUGGAAAAUUUAAUGUGUGUAGGCGAAAUGUUGAUGGGAAAAUCGUAUUGUUUCUUUCAUCUGUCGUUUAUUACUUUGGAUAUUUGCCAAAAUCAGAAAACAUGGCUUUUGUACGGCACAGAACAUUCAUUAGUCUAUAAUUUGGUUGUUUAUUAUCAUUACCUCACAGUUCACAAUAAGAAAACUGUAAGCAUCCACGAUGCUUAUUAUGAAUAAAUGAUCUCCUGCUCUUUGCCUGGCCUCGGGCAAUUUCCCUUCCCAUGCAAUUGGCGUGCUACACAUGCAACAGUUAUUCUCUUGGAAUGGGUGGGUUGGAAUGGUUGGGUGGUACUUUUCGCUACAUCUCUCACUUCCGAAACGUAGAGCACAUGCUUUACACAAUCGAUAUAUAUCGGCAGCAGUUUCGUUUCCACUCAUUACCACGCCGACAUUCGCGGAAAUACAGCAAGAGCCGGGGAAUUUAUCGUUUCUAAACGGCAACAACAAAAUAGACGUCGAACAGGUUAAGCUUGUGAAGCAAAUAAAUUACAACUUCUCUUUAAAUUGAAAUUAGAUAGAGACACUCUUUGUGCAAUGGUAUAAUUGACAUUUCUUUUGACAGUUUAGAAGGCACAAAUUGUGACAGUGAUGUCUAUUAAAUUUCAAAGAAACACGAAAGUCGCAUUACCGUCGUAAUAUAAUUAUUAUCCUUUUUAGGACAGAUGUUUCCUUUUAAGUAAAGGAGAGCACUCAGUUUUAAAUCCUUCCGUGGAAAAAAAAUCAUAAUAUAUUUUUUGACUGGAGCGCAAAAAUUAGAAAAAAAAAAUUUUGAUGGAAAAAUAUUAGGUUUUCUUGAAAAAUAUGGUUAUUUAAUUUGACUGUUCUCAUGAUUAAGCUGCAUUUUAUUCAAAGAUAAUCAACUGCACUUCUGCAACACAUCAUGUGUGAUUAGCGUACGCACCACACACCCUCACACAUUUUUUUAGCGUACUUAGCAUACACCUUAAUUUAGAUUUGCUAAUGCUGUCUUUGCCGAAAGGAAAGGACCGCUCUUUCACUCUAUGGAAAAAUUAUGUAUGGAACACAGGAAUGAGAACUAAGUCGGUAACUCUUCUCCUUUUAACCGAUAUUGCAUGCGACAUGUACUCGCUGGCAGCAGAUUCUAACGACGAGAGGUAACGGUAAUUUUUGUUUUUUUUCUUUACGAAGCUUGCCAGGCGCAAGGGUCCCUUGAGUCAGCAUGAAUUGUUGUCAAUCAAAAACUGUCAAGUCUGGCAAGUACUCUGAAGGAAGUAGCAAUUAAAUGAGGUUGAUAUCCGUUUUUAAUGCGUUCGCACCUGGGUUUUGUACGUCAGUUUUGUAUCUUUUGUUUCAAUUCAAAGAGAUAGGUAUGAGUGGAACACAUAAGGAUAGGAAUUAUUUAAAAAAACAUUUGAGUAAGUGCAAGGCAGCGUUCGGAGAUAACCAGGUGCAUGUCAGUCAGAUAAACAGAAUUAUCGAACCAUUUAUAAUAAUGGACUCAUGACUGAACUCACUUGUAUCAUGGAAAGCUUUUAUUCAGUUUAUGCCAUGCUGUCUCCUUAACGAUUCUAAAACUUUGAAGAAAAGUGCUGAUAUCAUAAGGAAGGAAAAAGCAGCUGGUGACGUAUAGCCAUUUGAAAACGUCAAAAAGAACAACGUCGAAAUAAAAUUCAAAGUGCUUUGUAUCUCAUAAGUGAAACAGCACGUUUCAACUUUUAGUUUAACUUCAAAUGUUAUUUCGUGUCUUUGUUUGCUUUGGUUGGUUAGUAAACUGAAUGUUGAAUGUAUUAAAUUUUGCAACCUCCGUACUUUAGUCUUGAUGUGUCAUAGAUGGAAAGGGGUAGUUUUAUGUUUUAAUAUCAUCUCAAUCAUCAUCAUCAUCGUCGUCGUCGUCGUCGUCCUCGUCGUCGUCGUCGCAUUCAUUAGAUGAUGAAUCUGACAUUUCUUUGUUCCUCGCUUGUUACUAAUGUUCAGCAUCUUUACUCAACGACCGUCGUCGAAGUGUAGUAUGUGUUCGAGAUAUAUUGUAUUUAUCUUAAUUUAUUUCAAACGUAAAAGGUACUUUAAAGCGUUUGGUGAAUUGGCGUCCUUCUCGAUGCAUCAGAAGAGAAUGAAAAGGAGAGAAGAUUUUUCCAAUGCUUGCAUUGCAUUUUUUGGGUAGUCUCGUGCGGCAUGUCAUUCUUUAGUUGAGACUUGCCUUCUGUUUAAGCGCAAGCCAACAAAUGGUCUUGUUCUUUGAUUGUUCUGCUUUAAAAGACCUGACAGAAAUCGACUGUUGUUCAACGCAUCUGCUCGAACAUUUCUGAUAUAAAUUCCGAAGAGCCAUCUUGAAAUCAGGUUUUAGAAAAGCAUACAGCAGAGGAUUUGCUAGCGAACCCGCCGCCAUGGUGAAGAGCGAAACCGAGGAUAAGAUGUCUGGGACAACUUGAAUCCGUUUUACAAUAAAAGCUGUUGUCAUGUAAAGGAUUGGCAGCCAAGAGAACAAAAAGGCCAGAGACACAAUGCAGUAGAUUUUGGCUACCUUGGCAUCUGCGGAAAUGCGUCUGCGUUCGUUGAUUUGUCUUGAGACAGAUUUCAAGUUUUUCCUUAACGCUAAGCUUCUGCGCACUUGUCUGAAAAUUCUAAUGUAGGCUGCAGUUAUGAAGAUGUACGGAACGACGACACCAAGCAGCUCUAAGCACGCCAAGUAGACUCUAUGAGCUGUUUUUGAAUGAUCUGCGCCCCAAAUCAAAGGAACAGAGGCAUAUAUGGCCGAAACUUGCCAAAUAAUCGCAAUUCCUCUCUUGAAGAAUUUGGGAACGAGAUAAGAAUAUUCUAAAGGUUUCACUAUAGCAAUAAAACGAUCGCAAGUAACUGCCGAAAUGUUGAUAACACCUGAAAGUAAAAUCAUUGCGGUGAAGUAUCCUUCGACGACAUAAGAUGGUUUGAAUAGCGUCAUAGAAAAAAGCAGGCUGCCAGUCAGUAGGUCGGAGACAGCAAGGGACAUAAUCAACCAAUUUGUGUAUGUGCGAAGGGUUUUGUUGAAGCAAACCAGCGUGACAAUAACAGCAUUCGAGAGAACUAUAAGAACUGACAGAGCACCGAGAAUGAUGGUUAGAUAAAUACCUUCAGUUGUUUUUUCCAUGCGGUUUUUUUUCACUGAUAUGUUGAGCGAAAGUCGGUUUACACGGGUAGUUACUUUCACUUUGAAUUAGAUCUUUCUAAACUAAACGGAACCUUCGUGAAGUUGUACUAAUGCGUCGUAUUAGGUUAUUGGUUCCGCUGUAAGCGGAAUGAAUCUCUAACAAACCGGUAUUUUCGAUUUUUUCAUGUAUGUUUUAUUCUAAAUUUUCUGUCAAUGUAUGACAUUUAAAUGGAUUAAAAAGUAAACAUCAGUAGCGCGCGAAAUCGAUCAGUUCAAUUCAAUCGUAGUUUUCUGGUCAGUUUAUGGAAAAGUGUCGAAGUGAGAAAUUACAAGACGAAAACGAAAGCUCUUUAAUUAAUUUGAUUCAAUGGCAGUUUCUACAAACAGCAAAUACAAUUAAAAACCUGGAGGGAGCCUUUUUAGGGUCUGCAUCUAAUUUAAACUAUUGCAUCGAAUAAGAAUAGAAUUCAUUUCAAAAAGGUUUUUGUUUUGUCUUACAGUUAGAAAACUUACUGGGACCGAACUCUUAGACUGGAAAUAUUAAAUACAAAUUUUCAAAUUUUCGAGUGACUCAUGAAGUACCAGGAGUUCUUCUGUCUCUUAAUUACAAGUUCUUCACCACGCGUAAUAAAUAUAUGUUCUUGUCUUUUUAUUCGAAAACUUUGACUUUGUCUUGGAAACUGGAAAAUAUAAGCACUGCUUUUGUGCCUUCAUGAGCGGCAUUGUCACUCGCAACUUCCCCAAAGAAGUGUUCGACUUUUAUUUUUUGUGACAGCAAAUGUUCUUGUUUGGGGAAAUUGGGAACAGAGAAAAAAGGUUGUUCUUCUGUGCCGGAUGUUGAAUGACUUUUCGGAAGGCGCAGUUUAUAUGCAGGUGAUAACUGGGAGCUCUUGAAAUUUGUUUUCAGUGCAUGUAUCCAUUUUAAAGCACCACACAUCCUGUUCUGCGCAUAACAUCACCCAGAACUCCUUGCGAAUACGCGCACAUGCAAGCCGAUAACAGGGUGGAUUUUGAUUUUUAGCUGUACGGUGAUCUUUUGUUCUGAAGGACUAAAACUGCGACCUUGAAAACAACGAAUCGACGAGCGAUGUGAAUUUACGCCGUUUGAAAAUGUGUAUUCUUUUUCCAAUGUAUUUAUGUAUUACGUUGUUAGAUUUGCCAUUUUACCCAGAGUUGCACGUGCGAUAUAUUGCCCACUACAUCAGAAAAUUGUGGUAGGAAGACUUAAGGUGUAAUAUGCAAGACUAUGUUUUUUUACAGUUGUGUUCGGAAUUGUAUACUUGUAUACAAAUAUGUUCUUUAACCAAUGUGUCAACUUAAUUUUCUUUCAGGAUCUAGUAAAGAAAGCAGAAAUUGUGAAGGAAGUGCAGAGCAUUGUCCUGAAUAACGAGAAGUAAGUGGGUUUAUUCAAACUUUGAAUUAGGUAUUAUAGGCGGAAUAGGUGGAAAAACAAACCAUAGAAAGGGGGAAGUUAAGGAAGGCAGUCGGAAGGCAGUCGGAAGGCAGUCGGAAGGCAGUCGGAAGGCAGUCGGAAGGCAAGGAAGAAUGAGCAACGUUGGAAGGUCGCAAGGAAGAAAAGAAAGUAUGACGGGAAUAACUGUGAGAGGAGGACAGGAGAUUGGAAUUGAAUGACCUAGGAGUAAUGGGGGGGAUGUGGUGAUGGACAAGGAAGGGGAGGGGAGGAGUGAAGAAGAAAGGGAGAGAAAGUGGGGGAAUGUAAGUAUGGAUUGAGGGAUGGAGGAAUUAAGAACCAGAGGAAGGAAGUGGGAAGUGAAGACGGAGAGUGUGGAAUGAAGGGAUGGAUGGAUGAUAUGAAGGAGGAUAAGAAUGCGAAGUAAGGUAGGAGGGGAAGGAAGCGGAGUUUGGAAAGGAGCGAUGGAAAAAAAGGAAAGGGGGGAGAGAUGAAGAAGGGAGCGAGAAAGGUAAUCAGGAAUGUUUUGCCAGGGAAGAAUGCCGCAGUGUGUAUGGAGAAGGGGAGGAAGGUAUUGAACAAUGGGUAGAGAGGGAGGCAAGGAUGGAGUCCAGGAGGAGAAGGAGAAAGAGAAAGAGAAGGAGAGAACCUUUGAACAUUCGUUUUAUAAUAUCUUUAGAUCAAAGGAUGACAUAAGGGAUUGUGGCGGUGUUCAGGCGCUUUGUCGCCUGCUGAGUCUAAGCAGAGAUCCAUUGGUUCUUCAGCAUAUUCUAGCGAGUCUUGCAUCUCUUUCAUUUGAUAACGCAAGGUGAGUUUUUCUUACGAACGUAGUUGGGUUCGAUCGUGAUUUCGAUCUAAUGAAAUAUACGAAGUAUCUUUCAUUUUAGUAGUAUCAACUUUUUCGAGGUGCUGUUCAUUUUUAGUAACUGCGACGAAGUAACAAGCCAAGGUGGACUUCAAACAAUGUGCUAUUUGCUAGGAAAGGUACGAUCACGGGUUUGAAGCUAGUUAAAUCACUUUCCCAGUUAGCUAAGAUUCUAAAGUUAUUCAGUUAUCUUAUUCGAAGUGUAUAUCACCCUCUCUUGUAGUUAGUUACCGGUUAACACUCGCACAAUUGCAGGAACGGUAACUUCGGUUGCAGCGGACUGAACUUAAUUUUCUUCUUGUUUAUGACAAAAAUGUGAAACGCCACCAUCUUGAAGCUUUGUUAAGGGAAAAAGAAAGGAAAGAAAACUAUCUGGUUCGGUAGAAAACUGUUAUUACGCUUUACUUUAAGACGUUCCGCAUCAUAUCGUUGACAAUCCGACCAAGGCAGACUAUGUAAGCGAGCAAACACAGCCCUCUUAAUUAGAUGGUACUAUCUCGAGAAUUUAUUAGCUUGUGACCAAAAGGAGGUUUCUCUUUCCGGCGUCAAUAUAUCUUCUAGCAGAUAGGUGACGAAGAAAAAGAAAGAUAUGAUACGUGGAACGUUGUUUGAUUUAAAACUAAACCCUUAGAGCUUGAAUCAUGGGAAAUGUAUGGCAGACAGUAAAGAGAAUUGAUUUAGUCCUGUUAGUUGUGAGAUUCCAACGUGUCGUUUUUCUUCGUUCUCUGUUUUAAUCUGUCUUGUCAAGACAAAAAACAGCGUUAUCCAAGAAAGCAUAGCUUGGGCUUUGAAGAACCUGGCAACCACAGAAAGGUAAAUUUAUUGCUUAUUUUCAUAUAUAAGAAUGCUAUUGGACAGUAUCCGGAAUCAUGCGUUUUUUUUUAAGUGUUUUACUUGUUUCAAUUGACGUUUUGAAACUUCUUCUAUCCUUCAACAGAAAUCAAAAUGAGGCAAGAACUCGAGGAGGGCUCCAGGCUUUUUGUGAACUUUUAAGAACCACCAUGGAUGACAAAGUUAGUUUGCUUUCUUUUGGCUCCUCGCGAGCAGUGCUCUACUUUUCUUUGCGCUAGCGUUGUUUAAAGACAUUCGCACGAUUUGAGUGGUGUGGAGUGAAAAAUGAUGACCGGUCACGAAACCAGUCAUAUUAUAGGAUUUUUUUCAAUUCUGCCCGCUCACGUGCAGUGAAAUAAAAACGUUACAUGUAUGUCGUGUUAUUUUUCUUCUUAAAGAGAUUGGAGCGGGCAGACUGGGGAUUCAAAAUUCCUGACCUCCUCCCCGAACAUGAUGCGAUGAGACUUCGAUUUCAAGUCUAUGUCACUCUUUGGCAUUUCGGUGGACAUGGCGGAAAAUUUAGCGUUUUUUCCUUUACCUGUUAUGACUGUUUUGUGAGUGUUACUUUGGAAAGGAGUCAUAAAAGGGAUAGCAGGAAUUGUUCUCCAAAACGAAUUGAUAAAGGAAAGAGCAAAAUGGUUUGUAAUAUGGGUUGGGGAAAGGAAUUGGAAGGGCUCGUAAAUAACCUGGGUUUUGAGAAUACGUGCUGCCAUUUUCCUGGCAGGUCUUGGAGAGAGUGACGUGGGCUAUUGGAUCUCUUGUAGAUGACAACACCAGGUAAAAAAGUUUUCCAACCAUUGAUUUAAGUUGAUGAAUGAAAGAUACCAGUCCUCAUGUUAUUGGUGUGUCCUUGCCUUUUUUGAUAGCUCAUUGUACAGAAUGCCUGAACAUUAUUAGUUAUUCAUGAGCACUAAAGCGGGAAAUUUUGAAUGCAAACGCGCCUUGAAAGACCAAAAUAAGAGAAGAAAGGGCCAAAACAAGCGAUCCACGAAGACCAACUUUUAGAAGCUUUGCUGCUAAUAUUACAGAUCGAUAAUUUUUCGCCACAGCAAUUAAAUGUCUCUAGAACAAUAAACAUUCUUCGCGAUAAAUAAUUUGAUGGGUGGGGGGGAGAGAUUGCGCUAUCGAUUGUCUUUUUAUGCGGUCCUUGCAAUGUAUCUUCUUACUUUUCUGAGAAUGUUUUCCGCCAUAUAGGUUGUGGAGAUUUCACACAUCUAGGUCUUUUGAAUUCAAGGUAAUCGUGACACAAAUUGACAACGAAUUUUUCAAAUUUCAAAUACACGCACAGCAAAAUGACAUGAGCAAUACCUGCCUCAUCUUAUAGAUAACUUUAAUGGUUGUUAUUUGUUCCACAGUGAUUGUCAAUGAUGGUAAGAUAUUUUGCGUUUCCACAGAAACUGUCAAGCCGUGCGGGAUUGUGGUGGCCUGAAAACAAUGUGUGAAUUGGUCUCACUGACUUACAGCGAAAAUGUUUUAGAGCGCACAAUGUGGGCGCUAGGAAACUUAGCUAUCGACAAUAAGUAAGUCGAUCCUUUUUUUUCUUGUUUUAUUGUUUGAUAACUCAGUCUUAAUUGAUUGCUGAUAGUAAUACAGGGUUAGAUUGGUUCAAACUCUCCUUUGUAGUAUAAUUGGUCGUGAAAUCUCGCGCCAACGUCAACCAAUCAGAUGCAAAGGAAAACGAGUCGAGUGCUCGUCACCCGCGUUUUCCCGCUUUUCAGUUAGUUAGGUUGCUUUUACAUUGAUUCCUCGUUUGCAUUUCGUGGUAGGUGUUUACCAUUGUUCUCUCUGGCCAUUUAUGUCUAUCGAAAUGCGCUUAAUUUUCAAUCAUGAAAAUGGAACGCAAUGCUAAGGUUCAAUGAUGCCAGAUGCUCUGUUUAUUUCUUAUUUUUCUCAAUGCCAUCGUUAUUGUUUAUUUUUUAUCUAUUUGUUUUUGUUGUCUUAUUUAGGAAUCGCAAUUUCAUUCGACAAUAUGGAGGCCUUGAGAACAUUUGCAAAAAGCUGCAAGAAUCAACCUCACAGCAGGUGGGAUCAUAAAUAUGAGCAGAGGGACCAAACAUUGAAAUGAGUACUGCUAUGCAGACAUGUUGGCUUUGGUCAAAAUUGAAAAUUUCCUCAGAUAAAUUUGUCUGCGUAUAUGUCCCUUCUGUAUUCUCGGAGCUCAUAGUUUUCAUGUAAACUUCGCCUCGGCAGUGUUAGACCACUCUCAGCAGUAUUAAGCCAAUCACGCAAAGUUAACAGCUCUCCCUCUGAACAAAAGGUCAUUGUAAACUUUUUUCUUACCAGAUCAUAAAGCAAGGUGCCCUGACGCUUAAAACUCUGGCGAGUAGUAAUCAACACAAUAAGGAUGUUAUGGUCAGACUGGGGAUGAUUGGUACACUUCGAAGGUUUGUAACGCAGUGUUCUCACUGGGGGACUCAGCUUCUUCCUUGCUCCACGUUCUUGACAAUGUACUUUUCAACAAUUUUGUGUCUUUUCUUUUUAGUUUAAUGACAAAUGAGCAGCAGAGUUUAGGUAUCAUUCCUCGCCGUGUGUGUGGCGAUCUACUGCAGCGUCUUCUUGGCUCAGCAGCUGGAAACAUCCAUACAACAAGCUCAACCGCUACAGCACCUGACGAUAGAACCGAAGAAUGUGCGAUCGCUUCUGGCAUAAUCGUAAAGCAAGAACCUGAGACGAGAUCAGUCAAUGGUCUGGUGCAGAAUGGUGAUAUUGACAGUGAAGAUGACGAUGACUUACCCCCUCUGGGUGGGGAGGACAGUGACGAGAAAAAUGAGAGGAUUCCGUCUGCGAUGAUCACACCAGCCCCAAAUACUUCUGAGAACCUCUCCCCGAGGGAAAAUUUCUCUCGGUCGGAGACGCAAGGAAUUGCUGCAGCUAGGUCUACUGUAAGCGUUAGAAAUCACGUUGGGCCUCGUGCAGAAGAGAAUGAUUUAGACCCAUUUAGGUGAGCUGGUUUUAAAAAUUGUAAUUGUAUGAAGACUGUUUUUGAAUGAGAACAAAGCUUUGGACGUCGGGAUUGAAGAAUCCAUGUUUGGGCUGGGGUCUCCAGUUACCGACUUUCUGAACCUUCCCCCCCUCUUUAGUGAGCACCGCUCCCCCCUUCCCAUCCCCUGGGAAAAAACUGUAACAUUAAAACACUACUGGCAAUCAAUCAAAAUAUCAAUGCUGUAGCCAUGGUUAGACCGCAGUAAUGUUCUUCACUUGGGUUGGGUAGCGUGUCAGUUCCAAAUUUUUUUACAAUUUCAAGCAUGUACCAGUUUCCGUUUGAGACAUUGGUAGGUUUAAUGAACAGAUAAAUACAAAUUGCAUGCGUUUGCAUUUAGGCGUGAGUGGAAACCUGGAGGAGUAAUACACCCCGGAGGCUUAUUAAAUGUAUUGUGUGUGAUGUUUUAGGACAUACUGAAUUUUGUUUCAAUAUUAUGUUCAGCGUCAACUGUUUCGUUUUCGGUCGCGGAGGACACACAGUCUGUAAAAGGUGGCCCUUAUCCUACAAUCAGUUGUCACAUAAUUUUUGAAGAGUCCAAUUUAUGUGUAGAGUAACACUUCUGUUUCCUACAAUCAGUUGUCACAUCAUGUUUGAAGAGUCCUAUCUAUGUGUAGAAUAACACUCUUGUUUUUAUCACGCUAGAAAUUACUGACAAGACCUCCCUUCCUCUAUUCAAUGUUGCCUGUAUGAAGCUAACGGUUCAUGGAAUCACGACACAACAUUUUUAUGAAGGGGAGGGGGAGGGGGCGGCGAAUAGGUAAACUUAACUAGGGCAAAAGAGACAAAAUUGAAGUAAGAGGGUCUUGAAAAGGUCAAUGUGUCAGCAAUUUUGUCGCCAAUUGUAGGUCUAGACCAUCGCAAUGUUCACAUCCACCCCAUGAAAAUAACUUGGUAUUGGCAGAUAAACAAGGUAACCUGACCGAUCUUGGAGUAUGGGAAGGGGAAAAACUUCUGAUUGUUCUAACAUCUCACACGUGGGUAGGAAAACUGCUCUUAACUCGCUUAAAUAUACAUAAGUAAGAAUCCUUUUAACAAUUUGAAAUUAGUAUUUUCUUGCCCCUAUUUAAAACCAUGAUGAUUUAUAUAUUUUCCAGCGUGCACCCGAAAACAGUGUGGUCACAAACGAGAGAACUGGUGCGAGUUUGUGUGAAGCUGCGUGGAGUGGAGAGACAGCAGACCGAGAUAACUGCGAGCAGGCUCAAGUUUAGGUAAGUUUGGCAGCAUUUGAGUUUCUUCAUUCAAAAUCAUCUCCCUCGAAGAUGACUCUUCGAUUAGUCCACCUUAAGCAAAUAGUCACGAAAGACAAGGAACGUCUUUGAAGAGAGAAUUUUAUAAUUGGGUCAAAACUACAUUUUCACAGGUUGUUUUUUUACUGUAAUAUUCGAAUCCUCAGGGGACAUUCUAAUAUUGUUAUGUCGCGCACAUAUCCCAACUUACCAUGCACACUUGUUGAUCCCAGCAAUAUGCAGUUCGCCUGUCAUAUGCGAACUUAGUAAAUGACCAAGCAUGCUUCCGAGUAUUUUUGAAUGCAAGAGUGGAGCAUUCCACCGUGAAUUCCGACGUUCUGAGCAGGGUUUAACGAAAGCCGAUUACAGGCGAUCUACCGCCGCUCAAACGACUUCUCAUCGCCGUGUGUUUCAGUAACUUACGAGAAGGUUCUCGUGUGUGGGUUUCUCCUUAGGGGGCAGCCGCCUGUUACACCAUCGGCCGCCGUUUAUGGAAAAGGUUCUUGAAACCCGUAGGAGGUUCGACCCCCACACGAGGUGGUGACAAAUGGGAAAUUUUUUUAAUAAACAAACUCAAAGUUUUCCCACUUCGUAACCCUGUGAUAAUGCAUUUUGGUUGUGUCUUUGUAUGUUUUUGUUGUGAUAUGAUUAAUGUUUUCUUUCACUAGUACACAGCUAAGACACGUAGUUUAUGAACUGGACAUGGAGCUAUUAGAGGAGAUUGAUCCUGAGGUAGGUCUGAGGUCUUUUCGUUGACAGUCUCUCUGUUUUCAAUUUGCGGUGUUGUUAAUUCUGUUCUCUCGCUGGAUGAUUGCAGCAAAGUACUGUAAUUGUCAAGGGCUCGGAGGUACAAAUUUUACUCAAGAAAAGAAACCAUGCCGUGUGGACGCGGUUGUUGAAGAGCAAAGAAAAGGUAACAUAUACAGUGGAACAUGUAGUUUGUUCUUAGUCAACAUGGAUUGACCCUCAUAGUUUCUCUUCUUUCUUUCUGUUCGUUUAUUGACUUGCUUUUUGUUUGUUUGAUUUCUUUCAGUUGCCUUACGUCUCCAUUGACUUUGAUCGUUGGGAAGUAUGGUCGUCAUCGGAGGAGGACGAAACCGAAGAUGAUGUAAACUUCCGAGCAGCGCCGACGAACCCGGAAAAUUCCCAUCACACCUCAGAGGAUAGUAGAGAAGGAAGGAAACUGGUAUUAUUGCCUGAAAUGCUUGUCAGUGGUUCGGAGUCCGAUACUGAUGAAACCUUGCCAUCUGAUGUGGAUUGCUUAAAAUUCUAUUAGCCAAAACACUGAGAAAAAAUGUGUUAUCGUUAGAAUGUGACAGUUUUUUGACAGGUGAUCAACUCUUUCAAGAAAUGGAUUAGUAAAGAACGUCACAUGACUAGUCACUAGUAUUUGUUAUGUUACAUGAAAGAAAGUCAAGUUAAAUAUUGAAAUCGAAGUGAAAGUUUUCUUUAUUUAGAUAGCAUUAUUUACGG